AUGGCGGUCUUACCCCCCGAGAGGACAACAUUUUCUCGUCCUUUUGAUAACACAGGUGUCGACUUCGCUGGCCCCUUCGAUAUUAAGACUUAUGCAGACCGUGGUUGUAAAGUAACAAAAGGUUACGUAAUGGUAUUCGUAUGUUUUGAGACAAAGGCUAUACAUCUCGAAGCCACCAGCGAAAUUUCUACUCAAGCGUUCUUAGCUGCGUUUAUAAACACACGUUUGCUUAGCUUGAAUGGCAUUUUAUUCCGCCAGUGCGCCACAUAUGGAGGACUCUGGGAAGCCGAAGUCAAGAGCUUCAAGAUGCAUUUAAAACGAAUCUCUCAUAGUCAGAGUUUUACAUAUGAAGAGUUCUCUACUUUAUUGGCUAGAAUUGAAUCAUGUCUAAAUUCCAGACCGCUUAGCCCUAGUAGUGAAGACCCCGCAUAUCUAUGUGCUUUAACCCCCGGACAUUUCCUUAUCGGUAGUCCAUUAUUGUCACCCCCUGAACCUAAUUUAACGGAUCACUCAUUGAGUUAUGUUAAUCGAUGGCAGAAGCUAAAGGUUCUACAUCAUCAUUUUGCUCAAAGGUGGAAAGAGGAAUACCUUGAAGAACUCCACAAACGGUUUAAGUGGAAAUACCUGCAGCGUGAUUACGCUAUCGGAGAUGUAGUCAUUAUAAGAAAAGAUAACUUACCCCCAAAUGGCGCCUUGGCCGCAUUGAAAAAGUUGUUUGCGGUAAAGAUAACCGAGUUAGAGUCGCCGAAGUACGAACUGCCAAUGGCAUCGUUAUUAGGCCUAUCCUACUACAAUGUCCAAUCAACGCCGUCGAAGUCUCUCACCAUUGGAGGAAAAACACAAAACUCACAAUCACGAAUCCUAUGA
This is a messenger RNA of Calliphora vicina (urban bluebottle blowfly), 867 nucleotides long. RefSeq lists its product as uncharacterized. Bases 1 to 867 code for a protein of 288 amino acids. Gene Ontology annotation, molecular function: nucleic acid binding. NCBI's taxonomy places the organism in Eukaryota, Metazoa, Arthropoda, Insecta, Diptera, Calliphoridae. The transcript has 3 exons. The record is from RefSeq and is a predicted model, not a curated record.